GUGUUUAGACGAAUAAACCACACCUUUUCUGUCGAGUAUAUAAAGACGAGUCUAUCAGUAGUUUAAACAUCACACUACUGCUGAAAACAUUUUGGUAAAAACGUUCCCUAAGUUCCAUCUCUAGCACAAACAUGAAGGCUAUGUUCGCCGGUAUGCUGCUUCUGGUGGCUAUUGCCAAUGUCAUGGCUGGUUAUCUUGGUUAUGGAGGAUACGGUGGUGGUUAUGGAGGCCACGGAGGUGGCCUAGGUGGCUACGGCGGAUAUGGAGGUGGAUAUGGUGGUUAUGGUGGUGGCUACGGCGGAUACGGAGGUGGAUAUGGUGGUUACGGUGGCGGGCAUGGUGGCUACGGAGGUUAUGGCGGCGGACGUGGUGGAUACGGAGGUUAUGGCGGCGGACGUGGUGGAUACGGAGGUGGAUAUGGUGGUUACGGUGGCGGACGUGGUGGCUACGGCGGAUACGGAGGUGGAUACGGCUGGCAUUAGAAACCAACAAUUAUAUUUUUCUGAAAAGG
This is a messenger RNA of Limulus polyphemus (Atlantic horseshoe crab), 511 nucleotides long. RefSeq names its product neuropeptide-like protein 31. The coding region runs from base 132 to 482 and encodes 116 amino acids. NCBI's taxonomy places the organism in Eukaryota, Metazoa, Arthropoda, Merostomata, Xiphosura, Limulidae. The record is from RefSeq and is a predicted model, not a curated record. The transcript has 2 exons.